Messenger RNA from Nicotiana tabacum (common tobacco), 420 nucleotides. NCBI's taxonomy places the organism in Eukaryota, Viridiplantae, Streptophyta, Magnoliopsida, Solanales, Solanaceae. The record is from RefSeq and is a predicted model, not a curated record.
AUGGAGCCUUACGCUAAAGAAACUAUGAUCUCAUGGGUACUACAAGUUGACAUUGAUCCUGAGGAUGCAAAUAUCGAACAAAUGUCUAGGGACGAAACCAAUAAAUUUGGUAUAUUUUCUUGGGAAUUCGUCCGUCACCAUGGGCUGCACCUAUUCGGCACAACUUCCACAUGGUUCUUGUUGGACAUUGCUUUCUAUAGCCAGAAAGAUGUGUUCAGCGCAAUUGGAUGGAUACCAGCAGCCAAAACCAUGAAUGUCGUUCAAGAAGUUUACAAGAUUGCAAGAGCACAAACCUUGAUUGCACUACUUAGUACAGUGCCAGGGUACUGGUUCACCGUGGCGUUCAUCGAUGUAGUUGGAAGGAGCUUUGCCAAGAAGGCUUCCGACAAAUCUGCAUUUCUCUUGUACGUUGCUAAUUGA